GUAGGUGAAUUUCAUUUCAUGUCUAUAAGGUUCGUUAUAUGGUUUAGAUGGGUUAGAUUAGAGGCUUGGUGAAACGCUGCCUUUGACACUCAUAUACAAACUUCGGUGAGUCCGAUGUAAGGUAGAACGCCAGUGUAAGACACACGGUCCUCCGGAUUGGUCAGCCGUGCAUGGUACCAUGAUACACAUUCACGAUGUUAUCAAUCAUAGAAUCAGUAAACUGAUCGAAUAUAGCCUGGCGCUUAUUGUGUCGCAGGAACCAGACGGGAAUGAUUCCCUUGACUGCUCUCUGGACCGUCCGGGUCAUACUUGUAUUGAUACUGUCGCCUACCACACUCUCACCACAAAUCCUGUUUGCCUUGACAAAGAAGCACGCAGAAUAUUCCAUGACUUAAUGAAUGUGGGUGGCUACGAUGUCCGCCAGCUUACCGGAAUCAUGCUCGACGCAAGCAACGUCAUCUGCCCGUCCCUUCAGCUUGACCGUCUUUUCGAAUACUCAAGUCCGUGCGACGUAUUGCUGCUGCCGUCUAACCGUCAUAGACUAGGAGAUUUUCUGCAAACGCUCCACCGUGCGAGGCAUCCGCAUCCCUUUCUUAACAUUCGAAGAUCCCAUUUAGUCUUCGCUCACAGACUUUGGACAAGAAAAUGCAGUGGCAGACCUCUCCUGUCUGCACUGACUAGGCAGCGUUCAAUCAAGUUCACAGGGCCAGAUCUAACUUGCAGAGAGCGAGCAACCGGUAGAUUAACACGAGAACCUUGGAUACCCCCUUGCUGUACGACGUCUGAUGCAGCCUCAUGCCUGACUGAUGUACUGCUCAACGUACGAACAAGUUAUGGACUGCGAGUUGUAAGUAGACAGGUCAGCAUGGUGAUACCUUCAGAAACACCCGUGCCUACCUUACUGACAUCCAUGGCACAAACCAUUCGAGUAAUCCUAAUUUAUGAUGGCAUAUCUACAUGAGUCUGCAUGACUCAAUAACUCUAUUGGCGUCGAUCAGAUCGACGGGACUACUC
This is a messenger RNA of Aspergillus novofumigatus IBT 16806, 1014 nucleotides long. RefSeq lists its product as uncharacterized. Lineage: Eukaryota; Fungi; Ascomycota; Eurotiomycetes; Eurotiales; Aspergillaceae. The transcript has a single exon. The coding region runs from base 179 to 961 and encodes 260 amino acids. The record is from RefSeq and is a predicted model, not a curated record.